GGCAGGCUUGGGGCCCUAAAGAGAAAAUGCUGAUCACGUCAAUUCCAGGCCGCUUGAAAUUACAAGAUGUACGGACUUUUCUAGUCAUAAAACUGAUGCAUCUGAUCAGAGAGGGCUCUACGAAGAUAAUUUGAGCCCCGCUCCAGUGCCAACCGCAAUGGGAACAACUGGCAAAUGAUUGCUCAUGCCUCCUCCAAUAAGGUUCUGGCUUACCAGAGCGUCAACAACUGCGCUGAAGCUGAUAAUAAUCAUUGACAUGCCCAAUAGUUUACAAUCUCCUCUAUACCAUAUUGUAGUACACAAUAAUCCGAUUACUACGUUACGAGCAGCAAAAAGUCUUGUGAUCGAGUCUGCGAGCUUUUGGUCCGACGUUGUGGUCGCAGAUGGAAAUCCGACAGAUGUGACGAGGCUUUGCGGCUUGAGAAGUCCAGAAACUCUAUUAGAAUCAUCAGCUAAUCUCUCACACCAGAACCUCUGCAAUGUAUUCUAAAUUCAUCAGGAGCUUCGAGGCACACCGACCCUGUAUAACAUUUAGUAUCAGGGAGUCAGUGCUUUAAUGUCAACGUGUACCGAGAAAGAAUGGGAUGGCGCCAAUAAAAACGGCCAUAUUUGGCAGAACCCGGGAUCGAGACGAGAGAUUCCACAUUAUUAUGACCUUGGAAUAGAAAUAUCUAUCUAAAAGUUUGAGAUAUGCAAAGAAACUUAUUUUAGACCAACGUUAAGCCAAUGGCAAAAAGCUCAAACGAGAAGGACGGCCUUAAAGACAAUCUAGUAGAGGAGAAACCCUGCUGAGUUUUACAGGUUUCUGUAGUCUGCUUAUUUCUGGUUCCAAUGUAGAUGGUCCUUAGUCAAAAAUGC
Molecule: messenger RNA, 858 nt
Organism: Verruconis gallopava
Lineage: Eukaryota; Fungi; Ascomycota; Dothideomycetes; Venturiales; Sympoventuriaceae
Exons: 3
Coding region: 185-490 (101 amino acids)
Source: RefSeq, a predicted model, not a curated record